GUGAUAAUCCUCAAUGGUGAAGAUUAGUCAAGUUCUUGCAACGACAAAGUGUUCAUCUUGAGUUCUCAAUUCUCACUAUGUGUUGAGAAGUCUUAUUCGAGAGAUAUUACGACCGCUUUAUUAGUAUAAUAUUAGUUUAUAGUUCGUUUUAGAGUGUAGUGUCUAAUUUUCAAGCUUGACAAGAUGUAUUUACAAUUGGCAAGCAUUUGCGCAUUUAUGCACGCCGUGGCCGGAAUCUCAGUAGCUUCGACUUCAUCUCCAUACACAAAUCCGGUAACCGAACCCAACUACGCAUCUCCAAGCACCGUCGAACCAUCGGCAGAUUACAAACUUCCAAAUCAAUACCCAUACUCGAGACAAUUCUUCGAACCAAUAUUCACACCGAGUAACCAAUACGCCGAAUCACUCACUUCUCCCAGUCCUGUCAGCGGAAAGCAAUUUUUACUACAUCGUUUUCCAUUUUUCCCAUCUUUAAGCAGUCCUUACAAUCAGCAACCGUCUCCUUAUGAGCAACCCGGAUAUCUUGGUCAGUCUCCUUACGGUGGUCUUCCAGCUUACCCAAAUCAACCCUUGUACGAACCACAUUAUCCUUUAACUUAUCCUCAGAAGUUUGCCAGAAAUCCAUACGUUCCAGAUUGCGAUUACCAUGCUCCAGCUUUCAGGAACACUAAACCUUUGUUGUUUUAUCCCAGUAAACCUGAUCCAUUUUUAGAUUCUCAAAUUUUAGCUAAACCUAGUAACUCGUUGUUUAGAUAUCAACCACCGCCAUAUGGCGCAAAUUAUGCUAAUAAUAUUUAUCAUUGAUGUGCAUAGGUAGGUGUUUAUCUUUCGAUGAGAUAUUUUCAGUACAUAUUAUUUAUUUCAAUUCAAAUAUGAUUGUAUAGAAACGAUGUGAUCGUAUUCAUCUAAUGAGCUUUUUAAGUGUACUUUUUAAUAAAUAGAUUUCAAAUCGAA
Molecule: messenger RNA, 954 nt
Organism: Planococcus citri (citrus mealybug)
Lineage: Eukaryota; Metazoa; Arthropoda; Insecta; Hemiptera; Pseudococcidae
Product: adhesive plaque matrix protein-like
Exons: 2
Coding region: 184-804 (206 amino acids)
Source: RefSeq, a predicted model, not a curated record